Molecule: messenger RNA, 1563 nt
Organism: Pseudovirgaria hyperparasitica
Lineage: Eukaryota; Fungi; Ascomycota; Dothideomycetes; Acrospermales; Acrospermaceae
Product: UDP-glucose 4-epimerase
Exons: 2
Coding region: 217-1563 (448 amino acids)
Biological process (GO): beta-D-galactose catabolic process via UDP-galactose, Leloir pathway
Cellular component (GO): cytosol
Molecular function (GO): UDP-glucose 4-epimerase activity
Source: RefSeq, a predicted model, not a curated record
UAUAUAUAUAUAUAUAUAUAUAUAUAUAUAGCCUGUCCUCAUCCGCACUACCUUUGCCUACAUCAGCCCAUAUACAGAACAUCGUUCCUCCAACCUCUAUCUUGCAACCGUAAAUCCUUGCAUUCUCUCGGGGUCCCAGCAAUAUCAGUCUUUUCCAUACCUUUCGCCAUAUUCUCUACGGCCGAUAGCCUCAAGAAUUUCCUGGUCGUCCUAUUAAUGGCUACCUACACCUUGUCCGGUGCAUCGUCUCCGGCUCGAUCGCUAUCCUCUUUGUCCAUUUCCAGUGACGGAGACGUCGGCACACCAGAUACUCAACGGUCUGUGAUUUUUGAUGAAGACGACGCGAUCACUGACCCUCUCGAUGUCGAGACUGAUAACCGGAAUUAUAUUUUGGUCGUUGGAGGACUUGGAUACAUAGGAUCCCAUACCACCCUCGAGCUUCUCAAGGCCAACUAUAACGUCAUCGUAGUCGACGACUUGAGCAACUCAUAUCGCGAUGUACUGGACCGGGUUUCACAUUUGGCUUCUGUCCACUUCAAGGCCUGCGGGUUACCAAUGCCAGCACUCAGAUUUCACAAUUCCGACUACCGCGCUCCGACAAUGCGUGCUCUUCUCUCGAGUUAUGGAUCGUAUAUGGUAGCCGAUAACUCUAGCGGAGAGCAGACAUUGAAGCAGGUGUCAAGAAUCACUGGCGUUAUCCACUUCGCAGCUUUCAAAUCCGUCGAGGAGAGUAUCCAGAAGCCCCUGGCGUAUUACAUGAACAAUGUGUGCGGCAUGGUUGACUUCCUUGCUCUUCUACAGGAGUUCGGUAUCCAAAACUUCGUCUUUUCCUCUUCAGCAACUGUGUACGGCGAGGCCGCAAAUAGGGGAGUACCGCUAAAGGAAGAGCACAUGGUCUUGCAUACCGAAACCUAUCUCAACGACUCCGGUUUCGAACAGACUCAAAGCCCCGGGUCCAUGGGGUUGACUUCGCCUUACGGACGGUCCAAGUAUAUGUGCGAAGCAAUCCUGGCAGAUAUUGCCAAAGCUGAUCCUUCGUGGAAAAUCACAGCUCUGCGAUAUUUCAACCCUGUUGGGUGUCACAGCUCCGGGCUUCUGGGCGAAGACCCACGACAAAAGCCAACCAAUUUGAUUCCAGUCGUAGCAACUGUUCUUACUGGUCAGAGACCCGUUCUGAGCGUCUUUGGAACUGACUGGGAGACCUCAGACGGUACUGCUGUUCGGGACUUCAUCCACGUGCAAGACCUCGCACGAGGGCACAUCGCCGCAUUGGCCGCUUCUGCGAAUGGUGUAGUGAAAGAACCAUACAGAGCCUACAACCUGGGAACAGGACAUGGCCACAGCGUCCGAGAGGUUGUUGCUAGCCUUGAGAACGCAUCCAGUCGACAUAUUCCCGUGCAAGAAGUUGGCCGCCGGGCGGGUGACGUUGGCUCAUGUGUUGCUCGAGUUGACAGAGCUGAGCGUGAGCUCAGCUGGAAGGCCGAAAAGACUCUUGCGGACUGUGCGGUCGAUGUCUGGAACUUCACAAAGGGUCGUUUUGGCUUUUCUGGCGAGCUAUUAUAG